This is a messenger RNA of Sinocyclocheilus anshuiensis, 321 nucleotides long. RefSeq lists its product as uncharacterized. The record is from RefSeq and is a predicted model, not a curated record. The annotation marks the transcript as partial. NCBI's taxonomy places the organism in Eukaryota, Metazoa, Chordata, Actinopteri, Cypriniformes, Cyprinidae. The transcript has 3 exons.
GAGCGUGUGGAGGCAUACAAGCUAUAUGAGGAGGGUCAUGAGGCAUACUUAAGGACGGGGCCCCACUAUGACUUCGAGCACUACAAACAGCUGGUGCAUGAGAUAACAAAAGCAUUCUGUGGCAUUUCCAAAGAGGUUCUGGAGAUUAAAGAGCAACUGCACCAAGACUUCGACCGACCCGACCUCUCCAAACACAUUGACAAACUGCAGAUUAAAGAGAAGGAGAAACUAGAGCUGACAGCUAAGCUACAGUUGGCCAAGCAGAAUGCCCAGGAUCACCCAGAAGAUGAGGAUUUCCAAGAGAAAGUUUUGUGAAAUCAA